Messenger RNA from Saccoglossus kowalevskii, 245 nucleotides. RefSeq names its product hydroxymethylglutaryl-CoA lyase, mitochondrial-like. Gene Ontology annotation, biological process: ketone body biosynthetic process; L-leucine catabolic process. NCBI's taxonomy places the organism in Eukaryota, Metazoa, Hemichordata, Enteropneusta, Harrimaniidae. The record is from RefSeq and is a predicted model, not a curated record. Gene Ontology annotation, molecular function: hydroxymethylglutaryl-CoA lyase activity.
AUGGCUGACCAUAAAGAAGUGAUGACUGGUAUAAAGUGCUAUCCUAAUGUCAAUUAUCCAGUAUUAACCCCUAAUAUAAAAGGUUUUGAAGCUGCUGUGAAUGCUGGGGCCAAAGAAGUGGCCAUAUUUGGGGCUGCGUCUGAAGCUUUCAGUUGGAAGAAUAUCAACUGCUCUAUUGUUGACAGUUUACAACGAUUUGAAGAAGUUAUGAAGUCUGCCAAUAAAACAAACAUACCAGUUAGAGG